This is a messenger RNA of Loxodonta africana (African savanna elephant), 1699 nucleotides long. RefSeq names its product GRAM domain containing 2A (gene GRAMD2A). Lineage: Eukaryota; Metazoa; Chordata; Mammalia; Proboscidea; Elephantidae. Gene Ontology annotation, cellular component: endoplasmic reticulum membrane; extrinsic component of cytoplasmic side of plasma membrane; organelle membrane contact site. Gene Ontology annotation, biological process: regulation of store-operated calcium entry. The transcript has 8 exons. The record is from RefSeq and is a predicted model, not a curated record. Gene Ontology annotation, molecular function: phosphatidylinositol-4,5-bisphosphate binding. Bases 703 to 1632 code for a protein of 309 amino acids.
UCUACCAGGUCCUCCUUGGAAACUUUAUGAGGCAGUCCUGCUCUGUCCUAUAGGGUCCCUAUGAGUAGAAAUCAAUUCGAUGGCACACAACAACAGUGCCUAAUUGGGAGCCCUGGUGGAACAGUGGUCAAGUGCAAAUAGCUGCUAAUCAAAAGAUCAGCAGUUCAAAUCCACCAGCUACUCCUUGGAAACCAUAUGGGGUAUUCGACUCUGUCCUAUGUGGUCGCUAUAAGUUAAAGGCAACGAGUUUGGUUUUUUAGUGCCUGAUUGCAACUCCACCUUUUUUUUUACCUACUCGAAUAUCCCCCCGGCCUUUUAAAACUUUGUUGUGCUUUAGAUGAAAGUUUACAGAGCAAAUUAGCUCUUAUUGGAAAAUUCAUAUACGAAUUGUUUUGUGACAUUGGUUGCAAUCCCUGCAAUGUGUCAGCACUUUUCCAUCUCCAGUUUUCGUUUCCAUUCAUGGUUUUCCUGUCCCUCCCUGGCUUCUCGUCUUUCUUUUGGGCAGGUGUUGCCCAUUUGGUCUCCUAUACUUGAUUGAUCUAAGAAGCACAUUUCUCAUGUAUGUUAUUGUUUGUUUUAUAGGCCUAUCUAAUCUUUGGCUGAUGGGUGAACUUCAGGAGUGGCUUCAGUUCUGAGUGAGCAGAGCGUCCCAGGGCCAUAGUCUCAGGAGUUCUCCAGUCUCUGACAGACCACAAUCAACAAAUGGAUGGAAAGAUGGCUUCUCUGAAGAGCCCUGUGGCCUCCAGUAAGGAACUAGAUAGGAUUCAGGAGCACCCAGACUACAGCCUGCACUGGCCGGAAGGAUUCAAGGGUGAAAAGAUAAAGAAGCGCAGCCAGGAAGGGACACUACAGAAUAAAUACAACCAGCAGUACCACAAGCUCUUUAAGGACAUCCCUUUGGAAGAGGUGGUUCUCAAAGUGUGCUCCUGUGCCCUCCAGAGGGACCUCCUUCUCCAGGGCCGACUCUACAUCUCCCCCAACUGGCUCUGCUUCCAUGCCAGCCUCUUUGGCAAAGACAUAAAGGUGGUCAUUCCUGUGGUAUCCGUGCAAACGAUCAAAAAGCACAAGAUGGCACGACUCCUUCCCAAUGGACUGGCCAUCACCACCAACACCAGCCAGAAGUAUGUGUUUGUGUCACUGCUCUCCCGGGACAGUGUAUAUGACAUGCUGAGAAGGGUCUGCACCCAUCUACAGCCUUCCAGCAAGAAGAGUCUGAGCGUGAGAGAGUUUCCAGAGGAACCUGAGUGCAAGUCUCUGGUGAGAGCUGAGGCUCGGAGCAAAGGCUGCUGGCCUGAGAUCACCUGGGGCUUGGUGGCUUCGGGGCACCCAGGCAGGGGCUCACAAUACAGAACUGGAGCAUCACGCUCGAGGGCCUGCGGCCAUGCUGUACCAGGGAGUCCCCUAGACCCACCCCACUUCUACCAUUCAGAGCUCCUAGUCCUGGGCAGAUUUGCUGCCUUUCUGAUCAGAACAGGUGUUCAGCACCAGGAACACUGCCCAGGUUGGAUCCCACACUUGUACAGACACAGGACAUCUUCUUCCCCGUGGCUGAGUCAGGAGGGCCUUCAAGAGGAUAGAGAUGUCCUUGGGGAAAAACUCCAAGGCUAUCACUGUAGAACCCAGACAGACUAACUCCAGAUUUGCAGAGGUCCCAGGGACCUCCUUUGGCAGCUGGGGCCCUAAGUAGGCAGAGCUGAGC